Peromyscus eremicus (cactus mouse) is the source of this 580-nucleotide messenger RNA. It is a transcript of the gene S100a11, whose product is annotated as S100 calcium binding protein A11. Gene Ontology annotation, biological process: regulation of cell population proliferation. The transcript has 3 exons. Gene Ontology annotation, molecular function: calcium-dependent protein binding; calcium ion binding. Gene Ontology annotation, cellular component: cytoplasm. The record is from RefSeq and is a predicted model, not a curated record. The coding region runs from base 116 to 418 and encodes 100 amino acids. NCBI's taxonomy places the organism in Eukaryota, Metazoa, Chordata, Mammalia, Rodentia, Cricetidae.
CGGCCCAGCCUGAGUCAGGCUGAGGGGCGGGACUGGGACCAGGGUCGCCACUCCUGUCCCCGCCGUCGUCAGCCACAGUUGCCGCCGGACCCCGCUCCUCACCAACUUGGCAAAAAUGUCCAAACCUACAGAGACUGAGCGAUGCAUCGAAUCCCUGAUUGCUGUUUUCCAAAAGUACAGUGGGAAGGAUGGGAAAAGCUGCACACUCUCCAAAACUGAGUUCCUCAGCUUCAUGAACACAGAGCUGGCCGCCUUCACCAAGAACCAGAAGGACCCGGGUGUCCUGGACCGCAUGAUGAAGAAGUUGGAUCUUAACAGCGAUGGGCAACUAGAUUUCCAAGAGUUUCUCAACCUUAUUGGUGGCUUGGCUAUAGCAUGCCAUGAUUCCUUCCUCAAGGCUUCCCAGAAGUGUAUCUAACCCUCCCACUUCCCAGAAGUGUAUCUAACCCUCCCACUUCCCUUCAGCCACCAAGUCAUCACAUCCUCCCCCAUCCACACCUGCACUGAGCCCACCACACUCACCAUAACAUGCAGCUCAUUCUUACUAGCAGAAAUAAAACGAUGCCAUUUUUUUAAUGUA